Molecule: messenger RNA, 2598 nt
Organism: Penaeus indicus
Lineage: Eukaryota; Metazoa; Arthropoda; Malacostraca; Decapoda; Penaeidae
Gene: Fas1
Product: fasciclin-1-like
Exons: 13
Coding region: 1-1968 (655 amino acids)
Biological process (GO): extracellular matrix organization; cell adhesion
Cellular component (GO): extracellular matrix
Molecular function (GO): cell adhesion molecule binding
Source: RefSeq, a predicted model, not a curated record
AUGGACCGGUACACGGGCGUCCGGGACCAGAGGCUCAUUCGCUAUCAUAUCGCCAACAUCCCCUACACGGUGCAAGAUCUCCCCGACGAACUCAACACAGAACUGCCCGGGAAUCCUCGCCUGUACAUCACCAAAGUUCCCUCAGGCAACGCUCCUAUCACAGGCUGGGAACAUCAGAAGUAUUAUGUGAACAACGCCAUGGUCACGUCAGCUAAUCACUUGGCCCACGCGGAUGAUGGAGUCACGCAGCAGUACCUGCACAUCAUUGACCAGGUGAUCGAACCGACGGUGACGCACGUGCAGCCCAACGCGUCCCUGGCCACGUACCUGAACCCCGACGCCCAACGACUGCUUCAGAAGCCCAGAGUUUAUGGCAUAGUCGACAGAUAUUCAAUUUCGGAAUUCGACAAGCGCGUGCGGGAGCUGGCCGUGGAGGACGUGUUCGCCAUGAAGGGGAAAAAUACGUUCUUUAUCCCCGUCGACUCGGCGCUGAAUCCCAACGCCUCCCACAAGGACAUGAUCGACAAGCAAGUCGUCCACGGCCAUGUGGUCCCCAACCGCGUGCUGUUUACGAGGACGGUGACCAGCUCGGCCAACCAGUACGAGAGCUUAGCCUUCACCGAUAACCUCAAGGUCUUCAUUACGAUGGAAAACGUGACGGUCGGAGAGGGAGAGGAGAUGGCGUAUUACGUCAAGAGCAACACCAUAGCCAGCGACGUAUCGCAUAAGAAGGGGACGGUCCUAGCCAGAAUAAUCAAGGGGAACGUGCCAGUCAGGAACGGCGUUGUUCACUUCAUCGACCGCUCGCUGAUGGUCGUCACGUCGAGCAUCAUGCUGUAUCUGCAGGAGAAGGACGGCCAACUUAGCAAGUUUUACCAGCUCAUGAAGGAACACUACCCUGAACUCACAUACAAGCUCGUUUCCCAGGACGAACACACCCUCUUCGCUCCCUCUAACGAGGCUUUUAACAUGGUGAACACGAAGAGACUGAACGAGGUAAUCCUGAACAGCGAGCGACUGGCCCGGCUUCUCAAGCUACACGUCAUCAAUCGACGACUCACGACUGAUGAGAUCGUAGACCACAGCACGCGGGAGGUGGAAACCCUGUCCUACCGACGCAAGCUCUACUUCGCCGUGAACCAGCCAUCACCAGAACCACACUUUCCUCCCUUUUCCUCCUCUUCUUCUUCCUCUUCUUCCUCCUCCUCCUCUUCCUCUUUAUCUUCUUCUUCCUUAAUGCCCGUCGUCACGUUGGAAGGCGCCGGAGUCAACGCCACCAUCACCACCGCCAACAUCGCCACCAAGAACGGAGUCAUUCACAUUAUCGACCGCAUUUUGGGUAUCCCGUCGCAGACCGUCUACGAGAAAAUGGGAUCCGACCCUAUGCUCAGUUCAUCCUUCUCCCUGAGUGAACAAAAGGAGUGGAACAAACGCCUUCUGGACAGAGACGAGAAAUUCACUCUGUUUGUACCAAGCAACAAAGCCUGGGACUAUAUCAAGAGGACUAUUCCGUCUGCACACAAGAAGUUGUUCAUGGGAGAGUUUUCGUACCACGUGAGGUACGUGUUGGAACGCCACAUGAUCGUCGGGGAAGCCUUCAGCCUGGAGCAACUGGCGGCCCUCACCACCAACUCCACCAUAAGGAACGGAUACCAGUACGAGAGGCUGCAGAUGAUGAGGGGGAAGAUCUAUUUCCAGGCGAAGGUGAAGCAGAGCUAUGGAGAGGUUGGGAAUCUCACUGAAUUGGAGGCAGAGUUACCAAUGCCAGAAUACUACGUGGAAUGGAACGGCAUCCGCGCCAAGGUCAUCCGUCCGGACGUGGAGUGCGUGAACGGCAUCGUGCACGUGAUCGACGGCGUGCUCAUGGUCAACAGAGACGUCACUGUGUCGGGGUCGAACGCGGUGACCUCGGCUAGCUGGGUCAUCGUGCUGGCGCUGGUUCUCGCGGCUGCCUGGGGGAGGGACUAAGGGGGAGACGGGGAGGAAGAGGAAGUGGAGAGGAGGAAGAUAAAGAGGGGAGUAAGGGAGAGAGACGAGGAGGAGGAAGAGGAAGUGGAGAGGAGGAAGAUAAAGAGGGGAGUAAGAGAGAGACGAGGAGGAAGAGGAAGUGGAGAGGAGGAAGAUAAAGAGGGGAGUAAGAGAGAGACCAGGAGGAAGAGGAAGUGGAGAGGAGGAAGAUAAAGAGGGGAGUAAGAGAGAGACCAGGAGGAAGAGGAAGUGGAGAGGAGGAAGAUAAAGAGGGGAGUAAGAGAGGGACGAGGAGGAAGAGGAAGUGGAGAGGAGGAAGCUGGAAAAAGAUAGAGGAGGAAGAAAGGAGGAAGAAAGAGAUAGGAGGAAGAAAGAUAGGAGUAAGGGAGAGAGACAAGGAGGAUAAAGAGGAAGUGGAGAGGAGGAAAAGAGAGAGACAAGGAUAAAGAUUGGAGUAAGGGAGAGAGACGAGGAUAAAGAGGGGAGAAAGGCAAGAGAGGAAGAAGAGAGAGAAGAAGAUAAAGAGAAGAAGAAAAGAGCCAAGACGAUAAGAAGAGGGAAGAAGAGAGACAAGAUGAUAAAGGAGGGAAGAGAGAAGAAGAAAGAUGAAGGAGGAAUGAGGUGAAGAAA